Tetranychus urticae (two-spotted spider mite) is the source of this 936-nucleotide messenger RNA. RefSeq names its product proteasome alpha5 subunit (gene Prosalpha5). NCBI's taxonomy places the organism in Eukaryota, Metazoa, Arthropoda, Arachnida, Trombidiformes, Tetranychidae. Gene Ontology annotation, biological process: proteasome-mediated ubiquitin-dependent protein catabolic process. The record is from RefSeq and is a predicted model, not a curated record. Gene Ontology annotation, cellular component: proteasome core complex, alpha-subunit complex; proteasome core complex.
GAAAUAGGUUCAAAGUGAUUCAUCAAUUACACUAGUUUGUUUCUUGUGUAAAUUUAUUAAGUUGAUUUCUUAUUCUAAAUUUAACAUAAUUAUUCAAUAAUGUUUCUUACUAGAUCUGAAUAUGAUCGUGGUGUCAACACCUUUUCACCUGAGGGUCGUCUUUUCCAAGUAGAAUAUGCCAUUGAGGCAAUUAAGCUUGGUACGACUGCAAUUGGUAUAGCAACUCUAGAAGGUGUUAUUUUAGCCGUUGAGAAACGAGUCACAUCUCCUCUCAUGGAGCCUGCUACAACCGAAAAAAUUGCUGAAAUUGAUGCCCAUAUCGGAUGUGCCUGUAGUGGUCUCAUGGCUGAUUCACGUACCCUUGUUGACCGUGCACGAGUUGAGGCACAGAAUCACUGGUUCUUGUACAAUGAAAACAUGUCCGUUGAAAGUGUCACACAAUCUGUUUCAAAUUUAGCUAUCCAGUUUGGGGACAGUGACAGUGAUGGGAAUGCCAUGAGUAGACCUUUUGGUGUUGCAAUUCUUUUCGCUGGAUGUGAUGAAGAUGGGCCACAAUUAUUUUAUAUGGAUCCAUCUGGUACCUAUGUCCAAUGUGACGCUAAAGCUAUUGGUUCGGGCUGUGAAGGUGCUCAACAAGCAUUACAAGAGGCUUAUUCCAAGUCUCUAUCAUUAACAGCUGCACUUAAAGUACUAUUAACAAUUUUGAAACAAGUUAUGGAAGAAAAGUUAAAUUCAUCUAAUGUUGAAGUAGCUAUAAUUACGCCUGCAGCAGGAUAUCGAAUGUUAUCAAAGGAAGAAAUUGAAAACGCCAUCAAAGAAAUACCUGCUUAAACCUAAAUCUCCUACAGUUUUUUAUUCCUCUGUUUUCAUCAUUGACUAAGCGUGUAACUUGGUCUAAUAAAUGAUUAAAAAUUAACUGAACUAAUUUUAUGUCUA